UGUCAUUUUAGUUGAUGACUUUCGGGCGCACAUCAGAGGUCAUACGCGGCAGCUUCACGACCUUUGAGCGAGUCCGGAACCAAGAAACAUGGAGCAAAUUGCCCAAAAAGUAGCAGAGAAAGACUUCGAAGCUGCACUCCAUGCUCUGAACGAGCUGAACAUCAGCUCCUGUGACUAUGACCACUUUAAAAGUGAAUCGGAUCGAAUCCUGGAAACGUUCCUAACAUGCCAUGGGGACAGCGAUCGUAACAAAAUUGCCAUAAAAUGUCUAAAUUUGUUGAAACGAUCGUGUGCGAUGGGUGAAUCUUUCCAAAAUGAGAUAUUAUCUAAAGAGCUCUUUUUGAGUCACAUAAAGAGAAUUGUGGAAGACGACAGCAUCCCGGAAAGCGUUCGACUAAACUGUCUACAGCUGCUGGCCAACUUGUGCGUCCAGAAUAAACCGAACCAGCAACGGAUACUGAAUGAAUUCAAGGAGUACCUCCUGAAGAAUAUUGAGGCCAAUUCGAAUUUCACGAAUGCGGCCACGAUGAUCGUUUACAAUGCAUUUAUCUACAAAGCCGACAUUGGCUUAGAUGCUCAAGAACUCCUAACAGUUUUGCUGGCAAAUGUAGAAACCAAUCGUUUAGCGCAACAGGAAGCACCUGAGUUUGUGGGGAUUUUCCUCGAAUAUCUGAUGUGCGACAGUAACGAGGUCGUGGAUGGAUAUGAACGGAUCGAGUGCGGGAAGCGCAUUCUGUUUGUGCGCUAUUUGAACGAAUACAUCCGCCAGGACCACGAUCGUCGGGGAAGACCGCUUCAGCAGGAUCUGUUCAAGCAUCUACUCGUGGACUUCAAGAAAAAAUCAGAUUGCGUUCUCAAGACGGUCGAUAACUACCUGGACGGGGAGAAAACCAACGAGGUAUUUACGUUGUUGGUGUUCUUCGCCGAUGCCACGUGCGUGGAACCGUAUGGAUCGUUUUUGCGCCAGGAUGGAGCGCUGUUUCUGAACAUGGGAUGUCUUCUGCGUCAGUUACAAGCGAUUGGUAAAAGCGAAACCGGCAACAUGUUCACUCCAGUUCAAAAAAUAGAGGAAAUUCUCAAGGUGAAGCAAGGCAACAGCGAACUGAGCAUAGAGCAUGACAUUUCUUUCUCACUGAAAUCUUCACUGGUGAAAGCCUUGGCCAAUUUGUCGUACAAGAACAAAAAGAACCAAAAUCUCGCCCGCGACAUGCAAAUAAUGGCUGCAAUUCUCGAGUGCACAAAUCUGGAUGCGAGAAAUCCACUCAUCAAGGAAUGGAGCAUAUUGGCGAUCAGGAAUCUUUGCGACGAUAACUUGGAGAAUCAGAAAUUCGUGGCAUCAUUGACGAAGGUCGGCGACGCAGAAAAUUCCCUACUAACGGAGUACAACAGUGCCGGAGGGACCAUUCGGAUCAAAGACAGCAGCACAUGCUCACCGUCAUCUCGAGGACAAUGAGUGGGCUGCCGACUCAUUCAAGGUCUAUUAUUGUGUUCCAUUUAUAUUCGCCUAGUCAGUCUAAAGCCUUACCAUUAAAAUACUGCGACUAGUGGCGGCUUUUCUACGCAAACAGCUUGGAAGGAAAUUGUUCGUAAAACAGUGCUGGAUUUGGUUUGCUGAUUGGUUUCAAUUCAAAGCUGAAAAAUAAAUGAUCUUAUUGAAAUUUUGUUACA
Aedes aegypti (yellow fever mosquito) is the source of this 1668-nucleotide messenger RNA. RefSeq names its product ataxin-10. The coding region runs from base 89 to 1453 and encodes 454 amino acids. Gene Ontology annotation, cellular component: cytosol. Gene Ontology annotation, biological process: neuron projection development. The transcript has 4 exons. The record is from RefSeq and is a predicted model, not a curated record. Lineage: Eukaryota; Metazoa; Arthropoda; Insecta; Diptera; Culicidae.